UGGGAUGGUGCGAGGUAGAUUACUUCAUCUGCAUAAAAGUAAAUGCAGAGUGGGAGGAAAUAUCUCAUAAUUAGAACACGGGACGGAAAUUACGGUUUCCACCAACUCUGCCGCUGAUUCUGUUCUCCUUGGCGGAAAGCUCCUCGACCUUCCUUUCCUCACCAGCAAAGGCAAGGGCAGUAAGGAAGCCUCGAGGAGACUUAAGCGGUGAAGAUCCAUAAGCACAUGAAGAUUUCCUCAUAUGGCAGCAGGACCUUUGCCAGGCCGGGAGGACCCACUGUUCAGACCGCGAUGCCCCCGCCGGCCUGACCGCUUCAGCGCCGCGCCUCCCCUCUAGCCCCAGCGCACCCGGUAAUGUUUGGGUAUUUCGGGACAGUGCUACUACGGCGGCCUUCGCCCUCUGCGGCAGGAAUCCACGAUACGGCGUGUGACCCGUGCCCCUCAGUCGCCCACCACCGAAGGCCGCUGCGAAGGCCAGGCCGGGCCGCACCACGCAGCGCCGAGCAGAGGCGGGCGCUUCCCCUGCUCGCUUUCGUCUCGCCCCGGCAGCAGGUGCCGCCCGAACAGUACAGCUCUGCCCGCUUCGGCCUAGCCUUCCAGCGGCGCGGCAGGAGAGACGGGGAGCUGUUCACAGGGAGCCACGGAGAGCCUUCCACAGCGCCGAGGGCAUGAGGCGGGUGGCGGGAGAUACCGCGACUACGGGCGAGGUGAAAGCGACCUUGUCGCUGCUCCUCCCGCUCGCAAGGGCGGUACGGGCCGCCCUCCUCAUGGAAAGCGGCUGCCAGCAGGCUGCAGGUGGGUGGCUGCGGAGGCGCGGCGGACCCGACCCCGAGCAGGGCGUGGUGCGUAGCUGCCCCAGGCUAUGGCGACGAGGGGAGCGCUGCACCCUGCCGUGGCGGCUGUCGGCUGUCCCACUUCACGCUCCCGCCCCGGCGCCGCCCACUGCCGGGGCCGAGCUGGCGCGUGUGUCAACACGGGGCCACGGCGCCGGCCCUGCCCCCGGCGCCUCCCCGAGGUCGCCCGGCGGAGGUCGCCUGGGCAGCGGAGGCCGCGGCGCGGUGGGGAGGCGCCUCCACCGCUUGCUGCUUCCCGGGGAGGAAUACGGAACACUUUAUAUUCAGGAAUACAAGAAAAACAACAAAGUGGAGUCAAGUACAUGCAGCAGCUUCAUGGGCUUGAAGGAUCACCUGGGGCAUGACUUAGGCCACUUUUAUGUGGGGAACACUGGCACACAAAUAAAUGCAAUUGUACCUUGGUCAAUGGCCGAGAAGCCAACGAUGGAUAAAGUUAAUUCUAGGAAAGAAGAUGUAGACAAGGAGGCAUCUGAAGAGAAUUCUGGAAGCUCCAGCUGUGACUCUGAAGAAAGCACAAAUUCUGAUAAUGAUUCAGAAAGACUGAAUAAUUCUGCUUCAGAAUCACAUUUAUUGCCUAAGACUCACCGACAGCUGUGCCAAUCUCCUUGCUUAGAGCCUCAUAUACUAAAAAGAAAUGAAAUCUUACAAGACUUUAGCAUAGAAGAGGCUCAGAUAGUACCUAAGGAAGUAAAACCCCCUGAUGUGGUGAAAGAAUAUCAAACCAAACUGGAGUUUGCACUUAAAUUGGGUUACUCUGAAGAGCAGGUUCAACUUGUACUAAAUAAACUUGGUACUGAUGCUUUAAUAAAUGAUAUUUUGGGAGAACUUGUGAAACUUGGGAAUAAAACUGAGGCUGAUCAGACUGUAACUAAUGCUAACACUAGUGUAAUGCGUGAAGCAUCUUCCAUAGAGUCUCAGAGGUCAGAGUCUCCACUGCAGGAGGAUGUGACAGAGGAUGGUGACAACCUGAGACCAAUAGUUAUUGAUGGCAGCAAUGUUGCAAUGAGCCAUGGGAACAAAGAAGUGUUUUCCUGUCGAGGAAUCAAAUUGGCAGUAGACUGGUUUUUGGAGAGAGGCCACAAGGAUGUUACUGUGUUUGUGCCUGCAUGGAGGAAAGAGCAGUCGAGACCUGAUGCUCUUAUCACAGAUCAAGAAAUCUUGCGUAAGUUAGAAAAGGAGAAGAUCCUUGUGUUCACACCGUCCCGCCGAGUGCAAGGGAGAAGGGUGGUCUGCUACGAUGAUCGAUUCAUAGUGAAGUUGGCCUUCGAGUCAGAUGGCAUCAUUGUUUCUAAUGAUAACUACAGGGAUCUAGCUAAUGAAAAGCCUGAAUGGAAGAAGUUCAUAGAUGAACGCUUGCUGAUGUAUUCAUUUGUUAACGACAAAUUUAUGCCUCCUGAUGAUCCUCUUGGUCGCCAUGGUCCAAGUCUGGACAAUUUCCUUAGGAAAAAGCCUAUUGUGCCAGAACAUAAGAAGCAACCGUGUCCAUAUGGGAAGAAAUGUACCUAUGGACACAAAUGUAAAUACUAUCAUCCAGAGAGAGGAAAUCAGCCUCAGCGAUCUGUAGCUGACGAACUUCGUGCCAUGUCUAGAAGUGCAGCUGCCAAAACUACAAGCGAAGGAGGACUGGUAAAAAGCAAUAGUGUUCCCUGCAGCACUAAAAGUGAUGUCACUUCUGAGCUGAAGCGUGCUGCUCCAAAGAGGCAAUCAGAUCCUAGUAUAAGGACUCAAGUCUGUCAAGACUUGGAGGAAAAGCUUCCCACCAAAAACAAAUUGGAAAGCAGGUCUGUACCUUCUUUAGUUAGUAUACCAAGUUCCUCUGCUGCCAAACCCCAAAGUACCGCACCUUUAACUAACGGCCUUCCAUCCGGAGUUCACUUCACACCUCAGGAUCAAAGACCACAGGGACAGUAUCCCACAGUGAUGAUGGUAACCAAAAAUCACGGAACGCCAAUGCCUUAUGACCAGUAUCCAAAAUGUGAGUCUCCUGUGGAUGUAGGGUAUUACUCUAUGCUGAGUGCAUAUUCAAAUCUAAGUAUAUCUAGUCCACGUAGUCCUGAAAGGCGCUUCUCCUUGGACACAGAUUAUAGGAUUAGCUCUGUAGCUUCUGACUGCAGCAGCGAAGGGAGUGUGAGCUGUGGCAGUAGUGAUUCCUACGUGGGUUACAGCGAUCGCUCAUACAUGAGUUCGCCUGACCCACAGCUAGAGGAGAACUUGAAGUGCCAACAUAUUCACCCCCAUGGCCGCCUUAACACUCAGCCCUUCCUACAGAGCUACCAUGAGCCUCUCACACGAGUGCAAAGCUAUAGUCACGAAGAACCAAAGCAUCACCACAAACCUCCAAUUCCAUACAUGGCUGUGCACCUACAACAUCCAGCAGUCGCUGCUCGUUCUAGUUGUCCAAAUGACUACUCUGCCUCUCAGAGUUCACCGCAUUCGAAGAACGUGCACCUAGGGAGAGCCCUGGUGUCCACGAGAAUAGACAGCGUGUCAGACUCGCGUUUGUACGAUAAUUCUCCGUUGAGACACAGAAAGCCGUAUUCUGGCCAGGACGGGCUUGGAAGCUGGGACAGGCAGGGUUACGGGGUGGAUGCGUACGGCUACCGCCAGACCUACUCCUUGCCGAGUAACCCAACGCAGCCAUGUUACGAGCAGUUUGCCUUCCAAAGCUUACCUGAACAGCAGGACCAGACCUGGCGAGUACCAUACUGUGGAAUCCCUCAAGACCCUCCAAGGCUCCAAGACACCCGGGAGAAGGUUUACAUUAACCUCUGCAACAUCUUCCCCCCUGAUCUUGUGAGGAUUGUUAUGAAGAAGAACCCUCACGUGACGGACGCUCAGCAGCUCGCUGCAGCCAUCUUGGUGGAAAAGUCUCAGCUAGGUUAUUGAGAGAUGAUGCAUCUUUGCGGUGUCUAGUAGUUUUCAGCUCAGCUCUGAUGCUGAGGGAGGUUUGCUACAAUAGCAUUUGGGAUCUCCUCCUCAGCAAGGAGGUUAUAUAGUAAUCCAUUUAUGUGAAAUACUGUAUCAUGGAGUCUGUGUGUAUAGCCCCCAUGCACUGCAAGUACUGGAUAUGUUUUGUGUUCUAGUUUGAAAUUUUUUUAAAUGGCUAUUUUCACAGCUGGAGAAUAUUCCAGUGGAAAUUAAUAUAUAGAGAGAUAUAUAGAUAUUUAAACAAAAAAAAGAAACAAACAAACCCGAUUGUGGUCUCUGGUUAAAAUCUUUGGUGCAUCAGGGGUUUAUAUGCAGCACUUUGUAUCCUUGUUACACGUUGUUGGGAUUUUUGUUUUCGUUUUUUAACUUGUUGGAUGUUUGUCCUUGGGUUAUGUGGCAUUAAAAUAACCUGCAGAAAGAGGAUUUUGCUUUUUCUGGCAGGCAGUUUUCAA
Molecule: messenger RNA, 4234 nt
Organism: Pogoniulus pusillus (Red-fronted tinkerbird)
Lineage: Eukaryota; Metazoa; Chordata; Aves; Piciformes; Lybiidae
Gene: ZC3H12C
Product: zinc finger CCCH-type containing 12C
Exons: 6
Coding region: 669-3740 (1023 amino acids)
Cellular component (GO): nucleus; cytoplasmic ribonucleoprotein granule
Molecular function (GO): mRNA binding; RNA endonuclease activity; metal ion binding
Source: RefSeq, a predicted model, not a curated record